GCUUGCGAAACACACGCUAUGCUUAUGUAUUCAACCUGAAUUGGGCGCCUGAAUCGAAUUGACUACGAGUACGCAGGAAACAACGUGGCCUGGGCUUAAAUUUAUUCAAACCGAGUUAGCUUUUGCCGCAUACGUCUAGCCCCUCAUUCCGCCCCUUGAUCGCCUUUGCACGGGGAAUUCAUAAUACUGACAAGAUUCCCGUUUCACGGUCUAGUCAACCUGCAUCAUGGCUCGGUAAUAUCCGUGCCAAUGCUAAGCUACUGUGGCAAUACCGGCGUUCACGAGAAUGAUAUAAACCUUGACUCGCAACAAACUUUCAUCCAAGCAAAAGUGACUUCUUAUGCAGUACCAGCGUACCAACUCUAAUUCAUCGAUGGCAUACUCGGAUAGCUCAUCGAAUUCCUCUGCAUCAUCUCCUCCCCCUCAGCUUGUUGCAUUACCGUCCAUGAGGCACUCUCUCGCAGCUCUGCCGACCAUGUCUGCGGUGCCACACGAUAUGAUACAUUAUUCGAAUUCAGGAUCGCAUAGUAGAGCGAAGAUGGAGCAUGCUAUGCAAAAGCAGAGGCAACAUGCAGCUACGCAUCCCUUUGCAGCCCUCAACGCACACGACAUGAGACGUACACCUAGUCCGUCGUGCGAAGAUGGGCACAUUACUGUCCGAAGACAAACCAAUACUAGACGUUAGACUGCGAUGUGACAGUGCCUCUAAUUUGGUCACUUGUUACUGCGUCGCCACCGCAGGACGGAAUGGCUAUGUAUGGGAUGAUACCCAGGGAUCUAUUAUAACACCGGACGUUAAUUUUUGGGACUUAUUACUAUUCGCGAUCGAGGAGAAGCCCGAGAUCAAAACAAAAGUACUGCGGGUUCAGCAGCACAUUCUAAUGUAUCUAUACUUCACAUAUACGGCUGUUCGUUACAGUAUGGGUAGUAUCACAAGCCGGUCCAGUUGGGGUUUA
Suillus subalutaceus is the source of this 956-nucleotide messenger RNA. RefSeq lists its product as uncharacterized. Bases 341 to 685 code for a protein of 114 amino acids. NCBI's taxonomy places the organism in Eukaryota, Fungi, Basidiomycota, Agaricomycetes, Boletales, Suillaceae. The transcript is spliced from 5 exons. The record is from RefSeq and is a predicted model, not a curated record.